This is a messenger RNA of Synchytrium microbalum, 2886 nucleotides long. RefSeq lists its product as uncharacterized. Gene Ontology annotation, molecular function: ATP binding; ATP hydrolysis activity; ABC-type transporter activity. Lineage: Eukaryota; Fungi; Chytridiomycota; Chytridiomycetes; Synchytriales; Synchytriaceae. The coding region runs from base 1 to 2886 and encodes 961 amino acids. The record is from RefSeq and is a predicted model, not a curated record. The transcript has 11 exons. Gene Ontology annotation, cellular component: membrane.
AUGGAUAGACCAGGCCAAUACGCUGGCACGCCGUCCAACUAUCACUCGCAACAGGGUCCUCCUUCUUCACCAUCCGACGACGGUUCACUACAUUCGAACGAUGAGCAAGGCCGAGCAGCAACAUUGAGGAGAGCAUAUAAACCAAUGCCCAAGAUACCAAAUCAAUCAUCAGACUCUGGAUUCUAUACUAGACCGCCGCCACCUUCACGUGGAGCAAGUAAUAGCCAGCGACCAAACAGGGUCAACAAGCAACUAUGGAGCAAUGUAGCGGACGAAGACACCAGAACUGGAGUAGCUCCUGUAGAUACUUUAAUUCCAAUGACAAUGGCUGGAUCUUCGUCGACGGGAAUGCAAAGAAGCUUGACAAGUACUAGUGCACUGCCUACCACGAUUAUAAACAACACAGCAACAACCAACCCGUACAUAACACCUGCACCAUCACCGCCAGUUUCGUCUUCGUCUCCGGUAAUAGGGUACAAGACUGCCUCGGAUCCUGGUACUGUUCAGGCCGGUACUCCAUCAAGGUUACGAGCUUGGAUGGCCGAGACUCUGACGGCCGAAAAGCUAGAUGCGUUAGCAGAUCUGCCUUCCAGUGCUAGUACCGCUCCAAGUGACAAGGUAGUCGUAAACAAGAACGUGCCACCUCCAGCAACCGGUACAACACGCGGCAUACGAAACUUGGCUCUAUUGAAUGGUGAUAUUCCACCACAAUCCCAACAACAACAAUUCCAACAAAAAGGCCGAUCAACGUCUGUGCCGGUUUACAGAGCCCAAAAGGACUACUCGGUACCAUCACCAACAGAAGAUCGUAACAAUAUCGCAGCUAAAUCAAGUGCCAAAGUGCAUCGUCGUCCAACCACCAAUACCAUACGAAAGGGACUGCAGCUCAUAGCACCUAAAGAUGACUCUGAUGAUGGAUCAGCGUAUAUGGAUGAUGGAGAUGGUGGUUACGACGGUAUACAGUUGUCUUGGAGGAACUUGAAUUAUGUUGUCGAUACUGAUGCUGGAAAGAAACAAGUCUUGUUUGAUUUGAAUGGACAGGCUAAGCCUGGUGAAUUGUUGGCUAUCCUCGGUGGUUCUGGUGCUGGAAAAUCGUCUCUUAUGGACGUGUUGAGUGGAAGAGCUACUAGCGGUCGCGCUACUGGUGAUAUUCGAUUCAACAACUACACAUCAGAAUCGGGUUGGCGUCAAAAAAUUGCUUAUGUUCAACAAGACGACAUCUUCUAUGAAAUGCUGACUGUGAGGGAAACGCUGCGGUACGCAGCCCUCCUGAAACUCCCAGAUACCAUGACGUACAAGGACAAGAUGCGAAGAGUGGACAAAGUCGUAUCAGAAACCCGUCUCACAGAUUGUCUCGAUACCAAAGUGGGCGAUGCCGUGUUUCGUGGUAUAUCAGGUGGUGAAAAGAAGCGUCUCCAUAUUGCCCUCGAACUUUUGAAUGAACCUAGUAUUUUGAUAUUGGAUGAACCUACUUCUGGGUUGGACGCCUUCAACGCCCACAAUGUUAUUGAGGCUAUUCGAACAACAGCGGUGGAAAACAAUCGAACUGUUAUGAUAUCCAUUCAUCAACCUCGAAAAGAGAUUUUGGACUUGUUUGAUCGUAUUAUGAUUCUUGCGGCUGGAAGGGUCUUGUUUUAUGGAAGUCUAGAUACUGCACUACCAUACUUUUCACAUGUGGGAUUCGCUGUGCCAUUAUUCAUGAACCCCGCUGACCACUUCCUCGACGUUUCAACAAUCGACUCCUCAUCCCCCCGAAACCGUGAAAUGUCUGUCGCUCGUAUAAGCGGUCUCACAUCUCUAUGGCGAGCCCAAUUCGACUCGAUUGCCUUCCCACCCUACGCCGGUCUCCCCGAUCGUCUUCGAUCAAAGAAAUCAGGUGUCCUCUCAUUCAAUUCCUCAUCAGCUGAUGCAGCAACACAAUUGCAAAAAGAUGCUCAUGAGACACAAGAUGUGAAACUUCCAGAGCUAUCAAUGUUUGGAUGGCUGAAACGGGCUGAAUUGUUGACGUCGCGUCAGCUGUCAGUGUUUUAUAGGGAUAUUGGAUUGAUGAUUAUGACUCCGAUAUCUAACACGGCCAGUGUCUUGCUCUUUUUCGCAAUGUGGAGAUUCUUGCCUCUAACUCAAAACGGAGCUCAAGCUCGACUGGGCCUCAUGUUUUACUUUUCAGUGGAUCGUUACAUGACGUGGGUGAAUAGUGUUGCUAUUGCAGUGCCGUUGCGACUGGCUCUGUUCACGAGGGAACGGACGUCUGGAAUGUAUACCGGGCAAAUGUUGUUUUGGGCAAUUUACAUCGGCGGUUUCGUACAGGCACUGCAUCAGUUCAUUAUAGUCGGUCCUGCCAUCUACUUGCUGACUGGUUGUCAAAGAGUCUGGUCGAAAUUCUGGAUCUUCUUUGCAAUCUACGUAUUGAUUUGCAUAGCUGGUCAUGCACAUGGAUUCUUUUUUGGCGCCAUGUCGCGGAAUAUGGCGUUUGUGUUGACGUUCGCUAUUCUUCAUCUUGGAAUUUACGCCGCGUAUGCUGGAUAUGUCAUUGACCCGUCAUCGAUACCGAAGCCUCUGAUUUGGAUUUCGUACAUUGCGCCGCCGUUCUGGACGUAUACAGCUUGGUCUCAAAACGAGUUAACCGGACUUGUUUUGACAUGCUCUCCAACAGACACACGUUGUCUACCAACUGGUGAAGUGCUGCUAGACAUAUUAUCCCUUCGGACCAUUUCAGUUGGAGCAACUGUAGGAGCCUUGAUUGCCAUCACGGUAAUUGUCUCGAUAAUGGCCAGCUUCAUAUUUGACAAGACGACACGACCUCCGUGGGCUAAUGCUGUCGCUGUGCUGAGAGAGGAUGAAAUCAUGGAUACUGUUAAGCGACGUGGGACGAUAAAUCGACAGUGA